Hyla sarda is the source of this 1175-nucleotide messenger RNA. RefSeq names its product speedy protein 1-A-like. The transcript is spliced from 6 exons. Gene Ontology annotation, biological process: positive regulation of cyclin-dependent protein serine/threonine kinase activity. Gene Ontology annotation, molecular function: protein kinase binding. Lineage: Eukaryota; Metazoa; Chordata; Amphibia; Anura; Hylidae. The coding region runs from base 369 to 1115 and encodes 248 amino acids. The record is from RefSeq and is a predicted model, not a curated record.
ACCAGUAGAGUGGUCACGGUAUGUGGCAGGUGGCCAAGCAGGCCAGAACAUCCCAGUGCCAACCAAUGGGAAUACAGGCAGUUAGGUCAGCUGAUGCUUUAGAUGGAAUAAGCACAGCCACAUCAUCAGAUGAAGAUAAAACACAGGCACUUAUGAGCAGAUCAGGCACCUUCGCUGUAGAACAAAGUACACUAUUGCUCAGGCACCACAAGAAGGGAAGAGCGCUCUCAUAUAGGUGGUGCCUGGAAGGGAUUGUGUGGACAGGAAUAAGGGAUUUGCACAGAUCCUUAAAGGUACAGCUUGUGCUCAUGUGCCGCUCCUGUGAGUUGUGCCAGAAACUGUCACUGCUUGCAACAGUAUAGAGGAGAAUGUCCGCAGAAGGAAGCAGGAGCCGUGUGUGUGGUUGGCCAAGUUCAGCAUCUGCCACCCAGGAGGAGCCGGAGAAGACGGAGGACCAGUCAAAGGAGGAGACGGACGGCGAGCCCAAGAAGAAGAGGGAGCAGACGGACAACAACCGGAGGGAGACCACUGAUGACGCCAUCCUACAGCCGGAGGAACGGGCCGCUUUUUACAGACUCCUGGACGAAGGACACAUCCAGCUAUUUCUAGGCAGGGACAGCUGCUAUAAGAUCGCGGACAAGUAUCUCCUGGCCAUGGUCCUCAUCUACUUCCGAAGAGCCAACCUGCGUAAGGAGGAAUAUAACACCUACUUCUUUCCAGCGCUGUUUCUUGCCAACCAGUUUGAAGAGGAUGAGAUGUUUCGACGCGAGAUCUACCCCUGGGCCCUCGGACCGAUGUGGACGGCGAUGAAGACCUGGAUGCUACACCUGCGGAACCUGCUGCUCCUCCGGAUGAGAUUCCACGCUUGGGUGACCAGAGACACCUGUGAUCGGAUCAUGGCACAAGACCCCGAGUACUGGGCAUGGAAGAGAGAGCGGAAGGAACAUCACGGCUGGGCUAUACGCUGGUACCGGAGGGAUCCUGGAGAAUACAUCCCGAGAGGCCCAUGGUGGAUCCCUCCCGCCUGCUCCAUCUGUAUCACCGAUCUGCAGCCUUGUGCCGGGGAAGAGAGCACCAAGCGAAGAAGAACGAAGAAAGAAGAACAGAACGGAUGAAGACCAAGCCGCCCCAGAUGUAUUUUUAAGGGCACGUUCCUACUUGGCAUAUACGUAGCG